UGCAGUAAAUUCUGUGUGAAGUCCGGAAGCUGACGCGCUAUACGUUUCAGCGAACUUCUCGAGAACGAAUUCUUCGAAUUGUUUGAGUGGUUCAAAUUCCGAACAGUGUUAAAUACUGUUCGCUCUGUGAAUAACUGUAUUUGUGUAAAAAUCUUGAAUAAAAUGUCUGUCUGUGACAGUGGAGAUGCGAAAUUAGACGCCGCUGUAAAUUCUUGGCUGAAACACGAUAAGAAUCCAACUACACGUAAGGAGGUUCUCGAUGACAUCUCAAAUGCUCGAUGGGAUAAACUUCGUGGGUGUAUGCUGCAGCGGCUGAAGUUUGGCACAGCGGGCCUGCGCGGGCGCAUGGGAGCUGGUUAUAAGGCCAUGAAUGAUGUUGUCGUGUUGCAGACUGCUCAGGGCCUUUGUUCAUACGUAAAGAAGGUCUGCAACCCGAGUCAGAUUCAGAACGGAGUGGUCAUCGGCUUCGAUGGCAGAUACAACAGUAAAAGAUUCGCAGAACUAACAGCGAAAGUCUUCAUAUCAUCAUCGAUUCCUGUUCACAUGUUCACCGAGGUUUGCGCAACACCCCUGGUGUCAUUCGGCACGAUCCUCUACAACUCUGUCGCUGGAGUCAUGGUGACGGCUUCUCAUAAUCCCAAGGAGGACAACGGGUAUAAGGUGUACUGGAGAAAUGGAUGCCAGAUUAUAUCGCCCCAUGAUGAUAAUGUGUUGGAUGAGAUUAUGCAGUGUUUGGACAUACCCGACGAACACUGGGACAUAAAGGACAUUCGUUCCAACCCACUAGUGACGAACUGCCAGGAGGAGGUCACAAACAAAUACAUGGAUACGAUCAUCAGCCUCAGUCCUGAGGUCUUGGAGGAGAACAAGAGAGCCUCCAUAGAUGUGGUGUAUAGUGCCAUGCAUGGAGUCGGCUAUGAGUAUGUUCUGAAGGCUUUUGCGACUGCUAAUCUUAAGGCGCCAAUAAGCGUAAAAGAACAACAGGAUCCGAACCCCGACUUCCCAACGGUGACAUUCCCCAACCCUGAAGAGUUGGAGUGCUUGAACCUCAGCAAGCAGCUAGCUGAGGAGAAGAAGGUUAAGCUGGUGCUGGUCAACGACCCUGAUGCUGAUAGACUGGCUGUUGCUGAGUUUGAUGAUAGCACAAAUUCGUGGCACAUUUUCACCGGUAACGAGAUGGGAGCUCUGCUCGGCUGGUGGCUGUUGGACCAGUACUGCAAGAAGGUCAACCACAUGCCGGAGUCUGAGGUGUAUAUCAUGGCCAGCAUUGUGAGUUCUAAGAUGUUGAGAGCUAUUGUUAAAGGAAGGGGGGAGUUCGUUGAAACUCUUACUGGAUUUAAGUGGAUGGGCAACACCACACUACUAUUGGCUCAGCAGAACAAAGUGCCUCUGUUCGCGUUUGAAGAGGCCAUCGGCUACAUGUGUGAUCAUCGCGUGCCGGAGAAAGACGGAGUUUCUGCUGCUGUACAGGUAGCAUCUCUAGCCUCCCACCUAUACCUCUCCGGUUCAUCAGUCUUACAGCAGCUGUACGCAUUGUACGCACAGUACGGGUACCACGUGACUGACAACAGUUACUACAUCUGUCACGAACAAGCUACCAUACAGAAGAUAUUCAGAAGAAUCAGGAAUUAUACAGCUCCGGGAGAGUACCCCAAGAAAGUGGGUGAAUGCGAGAUCGUUUACAUUAACGACUUCACAGCCGGCGUUAAAAUUCCUGAAAAUGUCAACGGAGAAGCGCACUUGAAUGUCCUAGGCACCGGGUUAGACCAGGACUACACGUCGGGCGAGAUGAUAAUCUUCCGCUGCAGCAACGGCCUCACCGUCACUGUCCGCACCAGCGGCACUGAGCCCAAGCUCAAGUAUUACUCCGAGCUGGUGUGUGAGGCUAAGAGUAGGAGUGAACAAGAAUCAAUGAACGCCAAACUGAAAGUAAUGGUGAAGGCAUUUGUAGAAGAAUUACUGCAACCCAGAGAAAAUGGCCUAUUAGGCUAAACAGAAGAUUUGACUUUAACAAUACCUUCGAGAUUUUGAACAUUUUGAAUAAAGAACUCGGAACAUUCCAGAUUUGAAAAUGUUAUUCGACUAUUGCAAUAAUCGACUAAAGAUAAGAUUAGUGGUGUAGUCGAUGUAUCGAUACUUUUUUUAAUGCAUACUCUUUUGUAUUCUGUUUUUUGAUGUUACCAGUGUCUAAAAAGUGUUUAAUUACUUUUCGUAAUAAAUAAAUGUUUUUGAAGUAAAUGUUUAAAAAGCUUUGUCAGGGAAUACUAUCGAUUUUAAUACUUAUUCUCAUUUUAAGUAAGACAUACUGUGGUAAUUAUUACAUUUUGUAAACGGAUUUAUUUUAUACUAACUCAAUUUUAGAAUAAGAUAUUUACUACCAAAGAAAUAUAUCAAAAGCAUUCCGGAC
Helicoverpa armigera (cotton bollworm) is the source of this 2407-nucleotide messenger RNA. RefSeq names its product phosphopentomutase (gene Pgm2a). Gene Ontology annotation, biological process: carbohydrate metabolic process; purine ribonucleoside salvage. Gene Ontology annotation, molecular function: magnesium ion binding; phosphopentomutase activity. Bases 163 to 1992 code for a protein of 609 amino acids. Gene Ontology annotation, cellular component: nucleus. NCBI's taxonomy places the organism in Eukaryota, Metazoa, Arthropoda, Insecta, Lepidoptera, Noctuidae. The record is from RefSeq and is a predicted model, not a curated record. The transcript is spliced from 12 exons.